This is a messenger RNA of Tripterygium wilfordii, 1062 nucleotides long. RefSeq lists its product as uncharacterized. The record is from RefSeq and is a predicted model, not a curated record. Lineage: Eukaryota; Viridiplantae; Streptophyta; Magnoliopsida; Celastrales; Celastraceae. The transcript is spliced from 4 exons. Bases 145 to 795 code for a protein of 216 amino acids.
CGCUGAUGAAUCGUUGUCAAGUGCGAACACCUGAAUCCCUGAUCUGAUUUCUCUGCGUACAACCAACGAGUCAGAUCACAUAAAAAAAUCUCAAAAAAAUCCACUCCGAUAGACAUUAAUCUGAGCCUUAAACCUUCAUCAUCAAUGUCUGAAUCAAAAUCAGACGCUACAAUCUCCAUGUCAGAUAGAGAUGCAAAAGCGCCCAAUGUACUUGAAAGACUGAAGGAAGAGAUUGAAGCAGUAGUGCACACUGAAAAAAGACAUCAUCUCCAUCACAAGGAAACUCAUGGCAAGAAUGAUGGCAUUGAUGAAAACACACCAUUAGAUGAUGUGAAAGCCCCUAAUGUGUUCGAGCGAGCAAAGGAGGAGAUUGAGGCUCUUGUUCAGACAAUCCAUCACAAGAAAGAGUCUGAAACUCCUAAAACAAGGGAUCAAUCCAAUAAGGCAGGUUCAGGAUCAGAAAAAACAGAGAAUGACGCUAAGUCGCCCAAUGUAACUCAAAGUGCUAAGGAAGAGACUGAAAGAAUCACUCGCGGUGAGAAUUCACCACACCGUCAUCAUCAUGAAACUCAUGGAAGAAGGAAUGACAUUGAUGAAAGCACUCCUAUUAAUGAGGUGAAAGGUCCUAAUAUUUUUGAACGGCUAAAAGAAGAAAUUGAGGCGCUUGUUUAUGCUAUCCAUCCGAAAAAGGAGUCCAGCAAUUCUGCAUCCUUACCGAAGGGUGGUGGAUUUAUACAAUUUGUUGGAAGAGGGUUGGAAAAAGUUUGUUCUCCAUUUAGUCAUAAGAAAGAUUGAUAUACAAUUACUGACAUGGAUUUAUACAGCGAGAGCGACUGAGAAUUGAGUGCUGAAGGAAAGUGAGAUACGAUUAUCGAUCAUUAAUUGAACUGUUAUCGACAUUGUUGAAGGAUGCAGUGCUUAUGUUUGCUUUUGUUUCAGUCAGGGAGCUGUUUUUGCCAUGUAAAAUAUGGAGAGCAUCUGCAAAUUUGAACUUUUGGAUUUAUCAUUUUAUGGUUUUUGUAUUGUGUGAAUGAAAAGUGAAAACAUCUGCGGAUUCUGUUG